ACUGUCAAACACCUACCUUACCUGCGUGCUUUACUCUAGUUCUAUUAAAACAGAAAUUUAUUAUUACAUCGAAAAUAAAUAGAAUUUAAAAUGUCUUCGCCGCUGGAAAACUUGGAAACUCAAUUGGAAAUGUUUAUUGAGAACGUCCGACAAAUACGUAUCAUUGUCAGCGACUUCCAACCGCAGGGUCAGAGCGUCUUAAAUCAAAAGAUUCAAUCGCUCGUAACUGGCCUUCAGGAAGUCGACAAGCUGAAAUCUCAAGUUCAAGAUAUCCAUGUUCCUACAGAAGUAUUUGACUACAUAGACCAGGGCCGCAACCCACAGCUCUACACCAAAGACUGUAUUGACAAGGCCCUAGCCAAGAAUGAGGAAGUGAAAGGCAAGAUUGACUCCUACAAGCGCUUCAAGAGCCAUCUCCUCAGUGAGCUCGGAAAGACCUUCCCUAAUGAAAUAGCUAAAUAUAAAGCUAUUAGGGGUGGUGAAUAAGUUACAAGAUCUUUUGGAAUUUGUUUACCUUUAUAUGUGUAGUUUAGAGCCAAAAGGUACAUAGUUGUAGAGCCAAAAGGUACUUAGUUGGUUGUCAAUAAGCCAUUCAUAGCAGAAAAAAUUGAAGUGAAACUAUUCUUAUUGACAACUGAAGAAGUAUUCUUUUUUUAUGUAAUUUGUAUUACCAGCACUGAUAGAAUGUCCAUGUUUAUGCCUAAAAUAAAUCUAGAUACUUAUUGUCUCUUUCUAGAUAGAGAGGGGAAAUAGUUUAAUAUACAUAGUUGUUCUACCAGUGUUGAUGUUGAUAUAAUAUAAUCUAAGUAAUGUAGGCUAAGGGAGUAAUAAGGUCUCAUAUUUAUUGUAUGCAAAAUGUGAAGAUUUUUCAACAGAUCAACAAAAUUUCAUUUAUGGGAUUAAGUAAUGCGUUUGAUUCUCAAAACGAAAACCAUGUCAGUCAUGACCUUUAGUAUACUAAAAUAAAAUUCAGAUUUGAUUUAAAUCUGUUUAAACACCUAUUUGAACAUUCUAGAUUCCAAACUUGAAUACUAUUCAGGGUUGCGUUUUAUAAAGACUUAAUCUCUGUAUGGACUGUAUGUGUAUCUCUAUUAAUCUUAUUGAAUAAAAUUGAAACCCAAUCA
Messenger RNA from Cydia fagiglandana, 1124 nucleotides. It is a transcript of the gene MED10, whose product is annotated as mediator of RNA polymerase II transcription subunit 10. The record is from RefSeq and is a predicted model, not a curated record. The transcript is spliced from 3 exons. Bases 91 to 486 code for a protein of 131 amino acids. Gene Ontology annotation, biological process: positive regulation of transcription by RNA polymerase II. Gene Ontology annotation, molecular function: transcription coregulator activity. Gene Ontology annotation, cellular component: mediator complex. NCBI's taxonomy places the organism in Eukaryota, Metazoa, Arthropoda, Insecta, Lepidoptera, Tortricidae.